AUGGUGAUUAUCACGAGUGAAAAAAGUAUCAUAAGCAAGAUAAAUAGCGAAAGCACCAAGACCCCAGAUCAACCUAGGGGUAGUGAUACAAAUCGAAAAUCGAUUAAUCGAAAAGUUGGCCAACUUGGUAAAACUUUUGUAGCGACUAAUCACAAUAUGAAAAAACCCUCAAGAAAGCAACCAACUGUUGUUUCUAAAAAAUUACAACGAUCUAAUCAUUUAAGCAAUAACAAAAAAGUAUUAGCAAGUAAUAAAAAAGCUUUUAAAAAAUCUAACAAGAGCGUAAUAAAAGAAAUAAAAAAAGAUAAAGUGAAAACCGAAAAUAAUGAAAAAGAUACAGUAAAAACUGAAAAUAAUGAAAAUACUACCUUACUGCCAAAUUCCAAAAAAGUUUCUAAUGGUAAGCAAGAUAUAGAAUGUGAUAAAAAUUCGGAUCAAGUCAAGGAGAAACCGAUAUCCGCUUCAAAGAAGAGAAAAAGAUCUGAUCCUGGACAUGCCAAAGCAUCUCUUGACAAUCGGAGUCAAAUUAAUCGUAAGCUUGAACCGGAAUACAGGUUAGAUAUCAAGAAACAAUGGGAAAUCGCUCGUCGAAAGAACAUAACACCUGACGAGCGAAAUAAAUCCAUCUCCCGUUUAUUUGAGAUGGUUCGAGGCAAUGUGCCUGGACUUCUUUUUAAAAAUGAUACUUCUCGUGUCAUAGAAACCUGCCUAAAAUAUGGUACUAAAGAACAGAGAAAUAUAAUAGCAAGUGAAUUAGAGGGUCAUUUGCUUGAAGCUUCAAAAAAUAAUCCAGAAUACCGGAGUAAAAUUUUAACCGAAUUUAAAGGCCAAGUUAAAAAAUUAUUUAUUCAUACGGAGGCACGUAAUGUUCUUCUUGAAGCUUAUGAGCUUUCUAACGUAAAGCAACGAUCGUCCUUAUUAGAAGAAUUUUAUGAUUUGAUUGCUGAAGAUCCUUCUAAUAAAGACAAAGUUCUUAAAAACCUUUUUCAAGCUAUUCAAUAUCUAAUAAAAAAGCCAGAAUCAUUGAAUUACAUAAUUAUGCACCGAAUUCUGUUAGAAUAUUUUACCUAUGCGGACGAUUCCAAGAUAAGAGAAGUAAUAGAAGUGAUUGGUGAACAUGAUCGUAAGACUAUGCUGAAAUCCAUGAAAGAAUAUGCUGCAAAGAUAUGUAAGGAAGAGUACGGAUACUUGGUAUUGUUAAGAGCAUUUGAUGUUGUCGAUGAUACUGUAUCGCAAAUAGUUAAACCAGGCGUGCUUAAAACAAUAAUGCAAGAUAAAUUUGGUCAUCGUGUGAUUUUAUAUCUUUUGACUGGAAGAGCAAAGUCUAAAAUGUAUUUAAGCUUUGAGACAUUUCAAUUACUUGAAAAGGAUGAUGAAAUACGAGAAAAAACUAGUAAAAAAGAUUCAACUGCUCGUUCAAAUGAAUUGCGAAAAGCUAUAUCCCCUGCAUUAAUUAAUUAUUCAAGAAAAAAUAUUGCAGAAAUGCUUUCAAAUACCUAUAUGACACAGAUUUUUUGUGAGACACUACUUUGCGGUGAUGCAGAUAUUGAAGAAAAACGAUCAAUAUUAGAAAAUAUACCUCCUUUAAUAGGAGAAACAUCAAACGAAAAUAACAUUAUGCUGACAUAUGCAAAUCGAUUCCUCAAAGUUUUGGUACAAGGCCAGUAUCAAAGAUUAGAUAAUGGGCAAUCCGAAGAUAAACGAGUCGAACUACAUUUUGCACCAUUAUUAUUUGACAGCAUCAAAAAAGAUAUUAUAUUCUAUGCGUGCAAUGCUUCUGCAUCAUUCGUAAUACUAGCUUUAUUACAAGAUAAAGAGACUAGAUCAGAAGUUAGGAAGAUUUUGAUAAAGAAUCGGGCAGAAAUUGAACAAGCAGCUCUAAAAGAUGUUAAAUCUGGAUCUAGAUUUAUUUUGAAGGAACUUGGUUGCGAUGUUACUAGCUUGAUAAAAACUUUAGAUGAUGAAUCUAAUGCCAAAACUAA
Molecule: messenger RNA, 1982 nt
Organism: Racocetra fulgida
Lineage: Eukaryota; Fungi; Glomeromycota; Glomeromycetes; Diversisporales; Gigasporaceae
Source: the annotation of a GenBank genome assembly